UCAAUAAGAACUCGAGUGUUGUUGCUGAAGAGAAGUGAAGGUGUGGGGAGGGGGAGUUGAGAGAAGAAGAAGAAAAAAUAAGAAAUGGAUUGAGAACGAGCGUCGUCGGUCGUCGUAUUCGUGAAGCGAAACGUGAAAGACGACAUUCUCCAACCGUUCUCGCACCGCGAAACAUAUACACACACACACCUCCGCGUCCGAAGAGUUUUUCGGUUCUCCUCAUCAACUUUCAUGCGACGUCGGUGCAAAAGUGCAGUGAAAAACAGGAGUUAAAAACGUAUCAAGAAAACUUUAAACCGCCGAAGAGCGAGCGAGAAAGAAGGAGACGCAAGGAGAAAGUUAUUGCACGCUGCGAAAGAGAUUGUUGCUGCUGCUUCCACCUGGAGAAAACUCACAAUUAUUGCUAUCAUCAAUCCUGCGAGCGAAUGAUGCGAGAAUAUCCGUAUCUUCUCGUCCAAGAACAAUAGAGACAGACAGAGAGACGAUCCGACAAUGCGAGCAGCUUCCAAUUGCGAAGAGAGCAACGACGAUUAAUUUAUUUUUUUUUGCGCGCACUCUGUAAUCAAUCCGCGAACCAAAUCCGCGAACAAUUGCGCAUCGUGAUUUUGUUUCCAUGGUUGCAUCAACAUGACCGUAUCGCAAAUGGAGCACAAGAAUGGCAGGAAAUCUUCGUGGGACUCGAGGAUGUCCAUUAGCACGGUGAGCACCGGAACGCGACAGUACAGACGAUCGGCCAGCUCCAUCCUCUCUUCGGACUCGGACAUCCGGUUCACUCGCAGGAAACUCAGCCCGCAAUGCAAGUGCGGCUGCUGCAUAAUCGCCAGCUUCCUGCUGCUCCUGCUGGCCGCCGCCGCUGCCGUCUACUUUGGAUAUACCUAUUACUUGUCGCAGCCACCGGAAGAGCAGAUAUUCCGGGCCGCCUUCAAAGUCGUCGAUGGGGACGUUUUCACGGCGGAUCUGGCUGAUCCGUCCACGGAUCAUUUUAGAGUAAGGUCGAGAGACUACAAAGAAAGACUGAAUCUAUUAUUUAGGAGGAGCGACCUGAGACACGGUUUCGCCGGCACCGAUAUUUUGGCUCUAGACGGAACGGAAGGUAAAGAUUUGAUUGUGCACUUUAGCGUGCACAUAGAUCCGAUGUACGCGUCUGUGGACGCAGAGGAUCUUCACCAAAUGAUUUCCAAAGAGAUUGGCCUCGAGUCUGCUUACUUCCGCAACAUCACCAUCGACCCCAAGAGUUUGGAGGUAAUAGAGAAUCAUCAGAUGCGAUCGACGACCGUCGCUCCGUCCACAAAGUCCUUCGUGCCUGAAGCGGUGACUCAGGCGCCGCCGCCUCCGAGAAAAUGCAGUCCGCUGCAGCUGAACUAUUGCAACAAGUUGACCUACAACACGACGACGUACCCGAAUAUUUUGGGACACGAGAGCUUCAAGGAUCUGAAGGAGGACGUGAUCAGCUUCAGGGAUUUAGUUGACGCGGAAUGCUUCAGGUUGGCGUACGACUUUGUGUGUCACGUGCUUCAACCCGCUUGCAGAAAGGGCAAACGCGAGGACGAGAUGCUCCUACCCUGCAGGAGCUACUGCAGGGACUUUAUGACAGGAUGCGGCAGUAGGUUGACGCCCAGGCUGAAGGAGGGUUUGGAUUGCAACAGAUUCCCGGAGUUUGGAAGCGAUUCGAGCUGCAUACCUAAACCAGAUUGCGUACAGGAGAUGCAAACAAAAGCACUAUCGCCUCGAAUCUGCGACGGCGUUGUCGAUUGCCAGGACACCUCGGAUGAAAGGACGUGUGCGUACUGUCCACCGGAUCAAAUCCACUGCGGCAUCGGUAGGGCCUGCAUCAAAGAGUCGAAGAGAUGCGACGGCAGGAGGGAUUGUCCAGAUGGAAGCGACGAACGAGCUUGCCUGAGUUUAUCGCCUAGUGUCGGGCAGCUGGCAAAAGCGAAGGUCGUGACGCCGCACCUCGCGCGCUAUCACGCCUCUGGAUUUGUGGUCUUCAACGAGAAGGGCGAGAUGGGAAAGCUCUGCACGGAGAACCUGAACAGAACGCUGCCAGCCAAUAAAUCCACCGAGAUCCUGCACACGGUCGCAUCGUCCCUUUGCAAAACCCUUUCAUACGAGAAACUGAAAUCGGUGUCGAUCGUAAAGGACGUGGAGGAGACGGAGGCGUACGUGAGCAUGAAAGAUCCUUUGGCUAAUGAGAUUUCGUUCGUUCGAACUCAAUGCAAAUCUAAGGACGUGCUUAAAGUCGAGUGCGGCGAUUUAGAAUGCGGUACGCAGAUCACGCACUCUAGCUCGAGCGAUCCGGUCCUCUCUAAGAUGUCCGUCCACGGAGAUUGGCCUUGGCACGUUGCACUCUUCAAGGAGGACGUCCACAUCUGCGACGGAACGCUGAUCAACCCAUCAUGGGUGAUAACGUCCGUCUCGUGUUUCCAGGGGCAACCGAAAGCCGAAUGGCUGGUGCGCGCCGGCACCGUGCGUCUGUCCAGUUCGUCGCCGUGGCAACAGGAGAGGAGGAUCGUCGGUAUGGUCAAGUCGCCGGUGGAGGGAUCGACGAUAGCCAUGGUGAAGUUGGAGGAUCCGCUCAUGAUGACGGAUUUCGUGCGGCCGAUCUGUCUUCCGGAGAAGAAGAUGAAGCAGACGACGGAGGGUGUGCUCUUCUGCAAUACAUUGGGAUGGGCGAGGAACAGGGAUCAGCUGCAGCGAGUGCAGAUCAAGGUGAAUCAGAUGGAGAGGUGCGAAAACGUGAGCAUCUCGACGGUGAACAGUUUGUGCACGGAGACGGCGUACGGCCAGGAGGAUUGCAACGAGGAGGAAUUCGCGGGGACUUCAAUGCUCUGCAUGUUGCCGGACGGAGUGCGCUGGUCAUUGGUCGGCAUCACCAAUUGGAGGAUAGCGUGCACGAAUAGCAAGGGAGCGGUGGGCAGACCGAGGAUGUACGAUAAGAUCUCAUCCAACAUCGAUUGGAUCGAGGAGACGAUUGGAGCGGACGACAACCCACUUUAACCAAACAAAAAGUAUACGUCGUCGUCGCCGCCGCCUUUCUUUUUUACGUUUUUAACUUAAUUUAUUAUUCGAAUUUCUCGUCUCCCCCCCAUCCCCUAAAUCCCCUUUCCCAACUUUUUAACACGUUUCAAUUUGAAGUAUGUAUAUAUAUACGAGAUAGAACCAAAAUUAUUGCUACUAAAAACCUUAGUUUGUAUAGACCAUGUAUAUUAUCAUUAUUUUUUUUUAUAUGAAUAAAAAUAUAUAGUUAUAUAGUU
Nicrophorus vespilloides is the source of this 3254-nucleotide messenger RNA. Its product is annotated as atrial natriuretic peptide-converting enzyme. Gene Ontology annotation, molecular function: serine-type endopeptidase activity; protein binding. Bases 628 to 2997 code for a protein of 789 amino acids. The record is from RefSeq and is a predicted model, not a curated record. The transcript has 10 exons. Gene Ontology annotation, biological process: proteolysis. Lineage: Eukaryota; Metazoa; Arthropoda; Insecta; Coleoptera; Silphidae.